AUGCGAAUGCGAAUUGAUCUGGAACAUGCUAUGCAGAUGUUGAAACUAGGUAACAAACAAGCAAGCGGGUUUUUUUGGUAUUUGGGCUCUGAUGAUGAGGACGAUAAAAUUAAUACUCGUAGUACCGAAUUUGCCAUCGUAUGGCUAAAGCCGCUUGGCAGUCCUGCCGAGACUAUCGUCGCCCCAUCACGGAAGGCCCUCAUUACGUUCCAUUAUGAACAUGAAUAUGCGUGUGAGGAUGUAGAGUUUACCGUGAAUUCUACCCGACGGAGGAUAAUUUACGACACGGACAGCGAGAACACCAUGGCUGCCAAUUUGCGAUUCGACUACGUCCGAGAGUAUCGUCACUGGCAAAGGACACCAGAAGAAGCGGAAGCGGAGAAUCUUUUGGAGUUGGUCUUACGUCAGGCCGGCUAUUCCCGCUCCAAUUCUAUCCGUGUUGGAAUAAAGCUCGAUGCUGAUGGGAUGGCGUCCAUGGAUUCGACUAUCAAAAUCCCAGAGAGUAUGACGAGGCGGGAUAGUCAAGCUUUGUCUCUAGAGUCAAUGUUUCAUGUGGAUCUCCAUUCUCACCGACUCAACCAGUCAAAUCGAUCAAAGUUAGAACAAUAUGCGUUGAAACCACCCUCAAACGAAUGGGAACUUGAAGCAAAUUCCCGUGGUAUUGAAUGGAUGGACCAAGCUGCAGAGGGUAGGAGGUGUCUAGGAAUGAUAGGCAUAAAAGGCGACGAUUUCUUAGAUAAGAUUUGUCCAAAGCGAUCUUACAACGAGGUAGACCACGACGGUACCGAAGGAGACGAAGGGGAUUUUCGUGCACUAGAGCCUAUAACUUUCGAUCCCGGAUAUAUCGAAAAGCAUUUGGUCCAAUCUGAAUACUGUCCUUGGACUACGCUUUGGAAACUUAGAUUCUUUCGGAAUGUUUCCGAGCACAACUGUGUCGAUGCGUUGAACAGGCGAAACAAGCUUUUCCCACCUGCUGAGUACAGGAUGUCGGAAGCGGAAAAGCAUCUUGUGGAUCAGAGUCUUUUAGUGCAGAGUAUCAAGGCACUGCGAGAAGCAGCGGAAUAUGUGGAAUAUAGACUUCAAGGAUUGAUAAGUGAAGUCUCGAUGCGAACUCAAGCUCAGGCAGACUUGGAUAGGUGGCCAGUAAGACUCUCUACAUUGAAAUUUGAAUGA
Sclerotinia borealis F-4128 is the source of this 1173-nucleotide messenger RNA. NCBI's taxonomy places the organism in Eukaryota, Fungi, Ascomycota, Leotiomycetes, Helotiales, Sclerotiniaceae. The record is from the annotation of a GenBank genome assembly.